Messenger RNA from Emiliania huxleyi CCMP1516, 510 nucleotides. RefSeq lists its product as hypothetical. The transcript has 3 exons. The annotation marks the transcript as partial. The record is from RefSeq and is a predicted model, not a curated record. NCBI's taxonomy places the organism in Eukaryota, Haptophyta, Isochrysidales, Noelaerhabdaceae.
AUGGACAACAUCGACUACAAAGCGAAGGUCGGCUUCGUGCCGGCUGGCGACGGAGGCCGAGUCACAAUCGUCCUCUCGUUUGCGUCGGAAUCCCCUUCGCUCCUCGGAGCCGAGGCGUGCGGCGCCAAGAACGCCCUCGUGAAGGACGUCCCCGCAAAGUCUGGCGCGGAGGCCUCCGACGAGAGCAGCCUCAAGAAAGACCCUUCGGCAGAGGCGCCCGCCGCGGGCGCGGUCGACUCGGCCAAGGCCAAGGCCACGGCCAAGGCCGUCGGCAUCCCGCCCGAGAGCGAGCCCAGCCCGCUCAAGGACGGCAUUGACGCGGGCGGCGGCAACGUCGCGGGCGAGUCUUCGCCGAUGAAGUCCUUCGCGAAGGUCGGAAUCGUGCCGGCUGACGACGGCCGCAUCACGAUCGUCAUCUCCGAGUCGGUGUCGCCUUCGCUCCUCGGAGCCAAGGCGUGCGGCGUCAAGAGCGUCAAGGACAUCUCCGUGGCGAAGUCUGGCACGGAGGAC